UGGUUUCUUUUGAAUUGAUUGACGUUUCGCGGCGUCUCAACAGCUGUUUGACCAAAGUCUCUACCUCGUUGGUCGUUCUAUGAAUGUGAAUCGGUUAUUUCGUCGCACGUGUUUUCGAAAUUAUCGAACCUUAAUUCGGGAAAGACAGUAAGACUAACCAUUAAAGUAUGGAAGAAGAUAGUGGUGUUAAAGCCCCUGUUACACGCCUGCGACGGAGGCUGUCUGUAGAGCAGACGGAGGAGAAGGUGUUAACACCCAACACUCCAACAAAAAAAAGAGCAACAAGACGAGCUAAACCUGAGCUGGAUCUCAUUGAUGAAAACGUUGUUCCUGAAACCGUUACACCAAAAAGAACUACCCGGAAGGCUGUAAAAGAUGUUCUAGAGCCAGUAGAGGAAAAAACUGUGACGCCUUCAAGACGCAGUACAAGGAUCAAGUCAAACACUAGCAUUGUAUCAGACACUGCCGCUUUAACUGUGGACUCCCCUAGAGCUAAACGAGCUGCUAGGAGAAACUCCCACCUUGGAAGUGAUAGCGAAGCUUCUAACACACCUAUUCGUCAAACAAGAAGAACCAGAAAAGAUUCAACUUCAAGCAUUGACAAGGUUGAUGCAGCAUCAAAGCCAGUAACUCAAAUUGCUGAACCCAUUGCUGAAGAACCAGAAUCAGUCUUAAGAAAAUCAACCAGUAGUAAUGACAAUAUCAAUAAUACACCUCAAAGUAAUGUAAGAAAAAGUCCAAGGCUUAAUAAAAGUCCACAAAAUGAAACUGAUAAUAAACCAGAAGAAAAUGCAAGUCCCUCAUUAAAUGAAGCUACUGAUAUUAAUGUACAAAAAGAAUCGCAUAACGAAUUUUCAGAAUCAUCUAGCAUUUCACCAAGUGGACAAAAUAAUGAUAAAACAGAAACCAAUAAUAGUGAUAAUCGAAAAUCUCUGGAUUCGACAAUUAAUUUAAUAAAUAAUAUUGACCAAAUAAACCCCCAAAAGAAGAAUGUUCAUAAUAAGAGUACAUCAGCUCUUGAAGGCAAUAAUUUUAAAAGCAAGAAAAAGAGAACUAAAUCUUGGUCUACUUUAAGCAGUCCAAACGUAAAGGAGAAUAUGUUUUAUAGUGACAAUGAGAGUAAGAAAGACAAAUUUAGUGCAGUUAAAUCACCGCUAACACAUAAGAUGGCUUCUGGUGACAGCAAAUUGGAUCUUAAUGUAUCAAAAGGAAAAUCUGUCUCUGAAAUAUGCAAGGAUGUUUCUAUUAUUCUCAACAAAUGUGAUAAUGACGUCAAUAUUACAGUAGAAAAUUUCAACAGUGAUGUGUUAUCUAGUAAAGAAUUGUUUGAUAAGGAACCUAGUGGAAUAAUUAAUACAAAAAUAAUAAUUGAAGAUUCGGAUUCUAAUACAGAACAUGCGGAACCUGAGGGAAAUCACAAUAAUGAAGAUCAAUGUGUACCAGUGGUAUCUGUACCAGACGGUUUGAACAAAUCUUUAUUGGGUCAAGAAACUCAGGAUACAUCUAACAAGGUCAAUGUUAGUCAUGAAACUGCAAAUGUCUUAAAUAAUGAUGGUUUUAAUAACAGUGUUGAGCCAAUGGAUAUUGAUGAAACUGUGCCUGAAAAUAUAUUGAUCCCUGAUCCUGAACAAACUGAUCAAUCAGAAAAUGAUAAAGUGAAAAUUCAACAAGAUACCAGUUUCAUUUCGGGCCUGCAUUCUAAAUCAAAGCGGAAAUCUUCAAUGUCUUAUAGUCCCAAUGAUACAGAAAAUAAAAGCACUUUAAUCAUAUCAGAAAUCAAAGAUAACUCUACUAAUGAAAUAAAUAAAAGUCAAACAUCAACAAACCAUAAAUCCUUAUUAUCCAAAUCUGUAAUAGACUUGGACAAAUCACAAAAUAAUGAGAUAGACAGAAAAAAUGUAUCAUUAAGUUGCUUAACAAGUACACCAUUACAACAAAAGAAUUUUCAAAAAUUAUUAGCGCCAAUUAAUACUUCGAUAAUUAAAUCAAAUCAAAAUACUGCUAAAAGCCCAAUAGUCCAAAACACAGCGCAUGAAUCUAAGAGUUUUAAAAAUAAAAGUAAAGUGGAGUCAAGUGAUGAUGAAUCCUCAGAAAAAGAAUCUUCAAUGGAAAAAAACGAAUUACUAAAUGAUGAAGCAAGUGACGCCGGAGAUGAUUACGAGUCAGGUGACAGCCAAGAUGAAGAUGAUCGUCAAUAUGCAGAAGAAAACGAAAUAGUCGAUAAAGGCGUUACUCUUUCAUCAGAAGACGAAUUGUCGAACGAUUCAGAUUACGAAAAGGAUUCGUUUGUUGUUAGCUCGGAUGAAGAAGAUAAUCAAUUACUAGAAGGAACAGACGAUGACUUGUCAAUGAGUGAUAACGAGUUGAAAAUGACAAAAGAGUCUAAGAAAAAAUACAAUGAACGUAUGGCUAAACAGCAAAAGAAAGCAUCCAGAGAGAUGUUUGAGGCGCGUCACAAACUCGAUAUUUCUAAGUCUAACAAACGUCUCUCUGGUAACAAUGAGAGUUCUGAUUCAUCUGAAGAAGAAGUUCCUGUUAAACAAAAAAAGAAAAAUAGGAUGAGAUUAGAUUCUAGCCAUGAAACAAGCGGAAUAUCAAUUGAAAAUUCUACAAAGAAAAAUAAGAAAAAACGCUUAUCUGAAUCUGUUUGUAAUGAAAGUGUCCUUAAAGAACAAGAAAUUACUAUGCUUGAUGAAAGUUUAAAAGAAAGUGAUCCACUAGAGGCAGAUACAAAAUCAGAGCCAAAAACCCCUAAAAUGGACAUCAAUUCCACAGUAGACUUUGUUGAUGCGAAUAAUGCAAAUGACACAAUCAAAAGUAAAAGUGGAGUAAAUGAAAACUUAACAGAUCCACUACAUGCUACAAUGGACGAUGAAAUGUCGUCUUCAGACAGUGACACUAAUAACAUAAUCGAUAAUUAUGAUUCUGUUCUAAAUUCAUUAAACAAUAACAAAAAGCAUAUUACUGGUAAUGCGUCUCUCAAUCUUGAAGUGAAAACGAAAGAUAAGAAUAAAAGGGCUCCUGUUUUUGAUGAUUUAAAUCUUACACAAGUGAAAACAGACCUCAAGAAUCUUAAUAAAGAUAAAGCAAUCAAAAAAUCCGAAAAAGAGUCAAAGAAAGAGGAGCAUGAAUCUAAAGAUACUAGUGAUACUUCAUCUGAUUCCAUUGAAUUAAAUUUACUGUUCUCUGAGGAAAGCAAUACAGAUUCAUUAAGUAACAAAACCAAUGAUGAUAAAGACGCUAUUCCAUUGAAAAGAAGUAAAGCUAAGACGGAUAUAAGCAUACAAAAUGAUCAAGAUGAAGCAGAUGGCGCUGUAAGCUUUUUCAUUGACACAAAAGGUGAACACAUUAGUGAAGAGUGUAAAGAAAAAGUGUUGAAUGUGUCUGUUAGUCAUGACCAAAGCUUGAAAUCAAGUGCUAAGAAGAAAAAGAAGAGCUUAUCUCAAUCUAUAAUAAGUGAAGCUACAGAAGUACUUGCUGAAGAAGUAAACCAAAGUGAGCUGCAAGCUAAAACACCCAAAAGUGAAAAGAAGAGGCAGUCUGUAGUAGAAGUUGACUCAACAUCAGAAACCCCCACCGAAGAAAUAACUGAAGAACAAAAUGAGUCAAAAGCAAAAACUCCUAAAAGUGAAAAGAAAACGAGAAAACAGUCAAGUUCACAACAAGAUAUUGAAAAAGAAGAACCUCAAGUACAAGAUUUUGUUGCGUCCAAUGAUGAAACGCCAAAUAGUGGAAAAAAGAAAAACAAGCGAUUGUCGGAAUCCCUCGCUCAUAAUUUAGAUGAAGAACAAUCAGAAGACGUCUCUACAAAUAUUAAUAUUUCAACUUUAAAAACACCAAAGAGUGAGAAGAAAAUGAAAAAGCUACUCGCAGAAUCGCAGGUCGAUAUAACAGGAGGACGAGAUUUUGCUAUCGAAGAAACAGAUACGUCUCUUCAAAAAUCAAAUAGUGAAAAAAAAAAGAAAAAGCGCAUGUCAAUGUCACAAGUGGAUAUAACAAUAGAUGAAAAUACCGCAGAUGAAUCUACCACAAAGGAUGGCAAUAUUUCUUUAACAAAAACACCAAAAAGUGAAAAGAAAAAGAAACGACUAUCAGAGUCACAAAAUGCAGCAGAGGAACUACAAAAUGGAGAACAAUCUAAUAAAGAAGAUGGCAACUUUUCAAUACUUAAAACACCAAUGAGUGAAAAAAAGAAGAAACGCGUAUCGGAAACACAACCCGAUGCAGUCGAAGAUGGACUAACUGAAGAAGUACCAGUUAAUAAGGAUGGUAAUAUGUCUCUAUCAAAAACACCAAAAAGUGAAAAGAAAAAGAAUAAAUGCUCAUCAGAGUCACAAAGCCAUGAAGUAGCAGAACCAUCUGAAGAAGUAGCAGCAAUUGAUGAAAAUGUUUCGCUAUUGAAAACUCCAAAAAGUGACAAGAAGAAAAAUAAACGACUCUCAGAGUCACAAACAGAUAACAUUAAAUCAGAUACACCAAGCAAAGAAGAUACCGAAUUAAAUGUAUCAAAUGUCAAGAGUGAAAAGAAAAAUAAGAACCGUUUGUCAGCAUCGCAGACAAUAAACAUUGAAGAAAAUUCCGAUUCCGAUAGUCCACUGGAAAUGGCUGUUGAAAUGAAUCAACCAAAUAUUGAAGAUGAGGAAACAAAGAAAUCCAGUGGCAAAAAGAAAAACAAAAAGAAAUCAAAAACAGAAAAGCAACAGGAAACUGUUCAAGUAUUAGAUGACAGUGAAGGCAAUGCCAACAAAAAACGUAAGCGGCCACAAAUUUCUGUGGAAGAAAUAAUAUCUGGAGAUGCUGAGAGCACUCAGACAAAGAAAAAGAGAAAAAUAACAAACAGCGAAGAAGAAAUAAUGACUGAACCUGAAGAUAGUAAGAGUAUUAAAAAUAAAAAACGAAAACAAAGGGAGGAUGAUGAAUUGGGUGUUUCAAAGGUACGCAAAACCAACACUCUCACGAAAAUACCCGUGCCCCGUUUGCCGACAUCAAUAAUAAACCAAUUGGAUGAUAAACCGAAAGAACAAACCAAGAAAAAGCCCAAAGUAGUCGCUACAAGUCAUUUCACCAUUGAAGAAGUACGAAGAAGCAAGCCAUCCAAUUACCUUGAAGAAAGUAUUUAUUUACACGAAGACUCGCCAAAAAAGAAAAAACCUAAGGCUAACAUUCCUAAACCAAAAGUAUUGCCUACAAUGCCGACAGCUUCUACAUCGAACACCGGUUAUACAACUAAUUUUAAAGUUAAUGUAAUCCCCAGUGAAACCAAAUUCGUCGCUCAAAAGAGCAACAUAGUUAAUUUCAAAGAAGAACGUAUGUACAAUAAAAAUAUUAAGCGCUUAGGUACCUAUGAAAUGUACAAGAGACAGAGGAAUAUAAAAUUGUCAAAAUUUUAAGGAAUAUCACGUUUCAGUUAUGUAAAAACUCCGCCUGUUAUAAAUGUGAAUAUUUAAAUUCUACUAUUCUGCCACUUGUAAUACUCAUUAUUUGUCCAAUUAUUCAUACUUUCCAUAUUUUUACUGAAAACAAAAAAUAAUUCUACUAUCUAAUAAUCAUUAUUUGUCCAAUUGAUCAUACUUUCCAUAUUUUUACUUAAAAAAAGUUCAUUCUUCUUUCUUGUAUUUUUUUUAUCAAUUUAAGUUAAUAAUUCUAGAAUUGUGAUAUAUUAUGGAGCACAUUUGUCUUUGUAAAACGGAAGGUACCUAUAUAAUUCGGUAUAUUUCGGUUCCAUUUCCUUUUUAAUUUUGUGUUCAAUUUCUUUAAUAUUUUUAUGUUUACUUUGUCUGCUGUAUUAUCAGUACGAUUAUUUUAAUUUUAAUUAUGUCUUCAGUUCAUUAGAUAUCUGGACUAUGAAACGUGAAUUUACAAUUUAUAUGGCGACAGGCGAUAUGCCGAUUGACUAAUUUGUAUUUACCGCCAUUUGUUUUUUUACGUUAAGUUUGUAGGUUUAAACUAGAUGGCGCUUAAUAUUGUCAAUAAAACAGUACUGCGCCCAUGUGCCUUGUUUUCAUGCAGGACGUUAAUUUAACUAAACGAUUCUAUGAAUUAAUUGAAUAAAGUUGUUAAAUAAUACAAAAA
Messenger RNA from Zerene cesonia (dogface butterfly), 6072 nucleotides. RefSeq names its product claspin. The record is from RefSeq and is a predicted model, not a curated record. Bases 168 to 5390 code for a protein of 1740 amino acids. The transcript has 23 exons. Lineage: Eukaryota; Metazoa; Arthropoda; Insecta; Lepidoptera; Pieridae.